Messenger RNA from Caretta caretta (loggerhead turtle), 3594 nucleotides. Lineage: Eukaryota; Metazoa; Chordata; Testudines; Cheloniidae. The record is from RefSeq and is a predicted model, not a curated record.
CUAGAGAAAACAACUUUCUUCCUGGCAAAUAAAUACAGGGACAUCAAUUUAGAUGCAGUGUUGGGAUUUCGUGUUUUUGCAAGUUCAUUUGAAAGGAGCCCUGGAGAAAUGGGCCUCAGAACAUGAAUUACUAUCUCAGCAGGUCCGAGUUGAAAGGCUGGUGAAGAAGUUGUCUUCUCUGAUUGAAAAAGCGACUCAUUCUCUUGAGCUGAGUGACCCAGAGUAUUUCAAAAGUAAAACUAAGUGGUACCAAUUCUGGGGGGGGAGGGGGUAUGUGCAAAAGGGCAUUUAUUAUUUAGACUGGAGGUGUUUAUACGGAAAUGUUUUCCCCAUCUGUUUUGCCUUAUGAAGCAGGUGCUAUAGCUUCUGAAUAGGAACAAAUAAUUAUCAGAGACAGAGGCAUCUGCUGUGCAUCAUAUUCCUGUAGACACUUAGGAAAGGAAGGUGUUUAGUGGUUAGAAAGGAACUGAGUCUGAACUUGUGGGUGCUGUUCCUGGCUCUGCUACCAGCUUACUGUGUAGCCUUGGGAAAUUCGCUAAGGCUCUGAUACAGGUUUCUUUGAAGUCACUUGUACUAAAUCCACUGCUUAUGUCAUGUCUUCCCUAGCUAUGUCAUCUCUGAGCUGUCAGGUGCAUGGCCUUUUAACUAUUGUUGAAAACCAAAAAUGACAUUUUUCUGCAAUUGAUUUAUUGCAUCCCCAGAUAUAACGGUUCAAAAUCCUUCCAAAUAGAUUCAUAUAAUCUGUUUCUGGCCAUCACUGACUUUAAGGACUAACCUUGUUCCCAUUUCUUUGGACAUAAAGAGAAUGCACGAUUCUGUGGUACAGUACAUCACAGUAACUGGCUCAUCAGAAGCACACAGAAGCACAAAUCUUUAAAUGGAGGCAUAUGGGAUGUAUCUGAGUGCCCAGGCAAUAGGGAGAACCCUCCACAAAAUGUUCUACCAUUGCUAAUGCAAAGCAGAAGGCAGUAAGGUUGAAUAACAAGGAAUGUGUCACCCUUGCUACCACUUCAUUAUUUAUGGGUUUUCUUCUUUGAUUUGCUUUCAGAAUUUGAGCCAAUUUUAGGACGAAAUUUUUGGAUGCUUCCUCAUUCGUGGAACCAAACAAACUCCUCACUUGCCUACUCCAUGUUUGACGGCAUCAGCUGUUUUACAAAGGAAAUGAGUGAUAAAUGCUUUACAUAUUUGCUAGGAACUUGGAAAGAUAAUGGCAAGUCCUGCAUUGUCACCAGGGCCUGUAGGAACAUCAUGACAAAGUUUGGAUGCUCAGAUUACUCCCUGUCACAUCAGCUUUUCUACUUCAUGUUUGCAGAUGUGAAAGGCUGCUCGGAUCAUCUGUUCCUGAGGGCCCAAUAUUACAAGAAUAUUUUCUGUGCUUGCAUGAUGAAAAUAAACCUGGUGAUCGAAAGUACUGGGUUCAGGUUUUCCUCUCGAGACCUCUUCAUGGAAAAUAAUGAGAAUUCUGAACACCCAUCCAGGGUGAAAGACCAAGAGCAACUAUUGAGAAGAGUUAAAAGAAGAGAGAAGGUGUUUGCAGAUGGAUGUUCCUUUCAUAACACAGCCACGGCGGUCGGAGUACUGGGGGGAUUCCUCUACUACUACUGAAAAUGCCAAUAUGUGACAGAUGAUCAACUUGGAACUUCCCAUACACAGAGCGGUGAUUGGUUAGUCCUGAAGCAAUACCAGCUCCAGUUUUAGCAUGCAAUAGGAGUAGUCUUUUCAGUCAAAAUCUACCCUUGCAACACACUGAGCAACCCCACUAUGGUAGCCAAGUUGUAAUCACGCUGCCACUGACUAGUGCUAUUUUGGCAGCACAGUGGAGAUUUUAUUGGCAGGUUUUCAAAACUGUAAUGGGCCAGUGGUUAUUACAGUAACAAGAGUUCCUAAUGUAGUCUUCCUCCUGAGCUCCCAUUACAACUGAACACACAGGGGACAAUUCUUCUCUUAUCUCUACUGACGUUGAAUGCAUCAUCUUCCACUUCAGUGACGUUAGAUGAAUUUGUUUAUCAUGGGCAGCUCUCACCUUAUUAUCUAAGGGCCUCAAUCCUGCAAGGUGCUGAGCACCCUCAGCACCCAUUAAAUUCUAUGAUGUUGGAAUAUCUUCAUGGACCAGAUGAGGUCAGCAUUCAGGCCUAUUUUGCAGACUGGUUUGACAUGCUGCCCAUGCUCUGAAUAAGAUAUAUCACACAAUGCACAGAACAGAUCACGUUUCUUGGAUAAGGUGAAGAAAACCACUGUGCAGACCCCACUGCUGCGCAAUCUUUAAGUUACUAUUCUGUUACCCAAUGGCUGAAUCUUAAGAUUCUUUUCUUUGUUAUUUUACUAUCAGUGUAACUAAAGAUGUUCGAUAUUGUGCUACCCUUGGAAGUAAUUUCUGUAUUGUCUGCCACUGAGUACAUGGUAACAAUGAAAUUUCUGGUUUCAGAGUAGCAGCCGUGUUAGUCUGUAUCCGCAAAAAGAAAAGGAGGACUUGUGGCACCUUAGAGGCUAACAAAUACAUUUUUCUUAAUAAUUUUCUUUUUAAUGAAAUUUCUGUUUCCUUGACCAGCAGAUCACAGGUAACUAUAGGUAUGGGCAACCUGGCUGGGCUGAAUGAGAUAAUAAAGUCCUGAAUAUUUGCUCAGAACUCUUACUCAAAUGGAAUCUUAUUGCCUUUUUGCAAUUAGGGAAAAGUAAGAUAAAGAAACAGAUUUAUUCAGGGCAAUGCCCUGUUUCCCUCCCCAAGCACUUGCACACAUAAACACACACACAACCACGGUGAGGCCUCUUCUUUUGAAAUCUGCUUUCAUUCCCACUAAUAAUAUCCUACUGUUGCCAGCACCCAGUGCCGAGAGGCAAAACAACAGCAGGGGUUCGUUACCCGGUGUGUUUCACUCAAUAAUCACAACGGGGUGGAGAAGCAGAAAAGUUUAUUUGCAGCUGCAAACAAGGUACAGGGAGAAUAGAUUCUCAAAUCCUGCACACCAAAGCAGGUCAUUACACACACUUUUAUAUUCCUUAAUGCUACUGCACUACACAUCAGGCAAUUAAAACUUUGCACAAAUACUCUGCCUUCCUUAUAUGGGUUACAACAAUGUUUAUUUCCUGCAACCUCUAACAAGCAUUUCUAGAAACUUAAACAACCAGCACAUUCUGUCUGGCCUUGUAACUAUCUCCUAUUAUCUUUAGCUUGGCGUCAGCAUACCUUACACUAUAAGGCAUUAUCUGCGGCUGCAACAUUGUUUUAAGAGCAAAAGAGCUUACUCAAACCAGCCAGGCCUGAGUUCUAUUAAGGGGGGUUGAGAAGAAGCCCUUAGGCCUUCAGCAGGGAGACUUCCUCAACCCUUAUGGCCUUCCAUCCCCUCGACUUAACUAGUGGCCAUGCCCUGGGGUCUCCAACAAUUCAGUUACUUUCUUAUGUUAUUUACACUGCUUAACAAUAAGGUAAAUUGCUUCUUGCAUUUGUUUCCUUGUCUGGAUUAUAACUGUGUUGUGUCACAUGGCUGAUUAAAUGAGGCUCCUGUGAGCUACCAGACUGCAACUUAGCACCACUGUUCUAUACAUAUGUACCUUCAGCAGUCUGUUAAAUUACUGACACUUUACUUGCUUUGUAGA